Molecule: messenger RNA, 1581 nt
Organism: Cuscuta campestris
Lineage: Eukaryota; Viridiplantae; Streptophyta; Magnoliopsida; Solanales; Convolvulaceae
Source: the annotation of a GenBank genome assembly
AUGCCAAUUUCCCAUUGAAAAAAUCCUAUAGCUGACCUGGAUCUCACGUUGGUGUUGUCGGAGGCAAUAGAGUCUGAGGUUGGGCAAAUUCCACUUACCGAAUUCCCGAACUUGACUGCAAUGAAGAUGUGGACAUACUUGCGUCUUGCUGCGAUUAAUUUCAAGGUGAUCUUGGACCCUAAUCAAGGUCCAAUGGUGCAAUCACGUAAUUUCAUUGCACACAGUCUUGAAGACCUAUUGAAUUUAUUACCAUGUAAAAUACAGGAGGACUCAAAUGCAAUUUUGGUACCUAUUCCUUUGAGAGAAGCAAUUGCUUCCCUCGAAGAUAUGGUGCACCAAACGAUUCAUGAACCAACGAUGGAAGUUGUGAUACAAAAUGAAUUUAAUAUUAUUGCUGAACAUUUGGGGGAGGAAAAGUUUUUGUUCCAUAUUGAGGAUGAGAGCUUGCCUACAGUCGAAGAUGCUAAGUUGAUUUCAUGUGCAUUAAUCAUAAGGAGGAUUUUGAGGACCAGCAAGUUACAUUGUAUGCUCUCCUAUAAUCCAUGGCUUCUUGUGUACGUGGAUCAUUUCAUCAACAUUUACAUGUUGAAACCAUUAGCGCAUCAUUCGUACGAAGCCAUGGUUAAUUAUAUGGAUGAUCAUGUUCACGAAACACUUGACAGCGGUGGAAGUGCUUUUGUUAAUGUUGUUAAUGUGGGUCCUGGGAAUGCGUUUGAUCUUAGUGAAGGGCUAUAUGUCUUUAAAAGAGCCAAACAAGAUUACUAUACUGAUCUUAGGGGGGAAGCUAUAGUCAUGAGCUAUUUGCGAUAUCCUUGUUUGCCUCGCUUGUUUUGCUUUGCUGAACAUAACGAAGAGUCUAUCGUCCUCGUGAUGGAGUAUGUUAAAGGAUAUACUCUUCAAAAUAUAAUGAAUGCAGGAUCGAAUCAAGAACACUCACAUAAAUCCGAUGAAGAAGAUGAAGAAAAAUGAUAAAGUAAAGGUAGAGAGAAAAAGUGAAACAGAAUUUAAUUAAGAUAUGACACACUUAAUCAAAUAUCUAGAACCUAAAACUCACACUUAAGAUAACCACUCUUAAGAUAUAGAAUUAGGAAUUUGGCUAAAAUAGCAUCACACUAUUUUAUAAAUACUCAAAGAGUAAAAGGAGUUUUUAAUAAUUCAGUGAUGAUCAUUACAAGGGCCAAAUGGCCGAAAUAUAUAAGGAGGGGAGAGGAGGGAAAACACACAAUAUAAUGAAUGCAAAUACAAGGAACCUUCCUACAUCCCUUUAUCAUUCACUAGCUUCCAAUCUUGAGUUGAUAAGGGCUGAUUUUGUUUGACUUUGUCUUGGCUUUGGAGCUGGCUUUGUCUGUCCUGUUGUGGAGGCAAAAAUCACAAAGAAUGAAUGAAAUCCUUUGAUGAUUGUGGUGGAUAUUCUGGCUAAAAAGAGGGGACAAACAAAGAUGGGUGAUGGAUGGUGUAUUGGCCUUAUAUUCUUGGUCAUAUGAGGUGACUGAUUUAGUAGGUGGUGUAUCAACAACAACUCAAAUGUCCCUUGGCUUUUUGUGGUUGUUUAUUCAGCCCUAGUAGGGAACAUAAAGGGGA